Molecule: messenger RNA, 1760 nt
Organism: Solanum lycopersicum (tomato)
Lineage: Eukaryota; Viridiplantae; Streptophyta; Magnoliopsida; Solanales; Solanaceae
Product: NAC domain-containing protein 21/22
Biological process (GO): regulation of DNA-templated transcription
Molecular function (GO): DNA binding
Source: RefSeq, a predicted model, not a curated record
CACAUAAUAUUUUAAGUACUAUAUUAAGAAAUAAAAUUAGUUUGUCUUCUUAAACUCAAGGGUCGUUGUUGGAUGCUUUUUACACUAUUAUCUUAAUUUUAAAAUUCUCUUUUUAUUUUUGUGAUACACUUUUAUUAGCUAGCCACCAAAUAACCAAAAUAUCACGAUAUAUAUAAAUUUAUUCAAAAUAAUUUCUAUUAUAUUUUAUAUAUUCCAAAACUUUUCAUUUUUUUUUAUAAAUUUUGUGUCUAGUCAACAUGAAUACAUAUAACUUUUUCAGUAAGUUUUAUUAAAUACGAUUAUAUAGAUCAAAAAAGAAAUUUUUUAUUAAAUUUUAUUUCAGUUCAAAAUAGCGUAAUUUAAAAUAAUAUUGAAAUUAGCCAUGGGACUAUAAUAACUAGUGCUUAUAUAUAGAUGUAGUAGAGUACCAUUUUAGUGAUGUUAAUAGGGAAAUAUUUUUAUCAACCACCUCCCCUUGGACUUUGAUACACUUAAAUCUCCUCUUUCUUUUCAUUUCUCUUCAAAAUGAGUAACAACAACAGCUUGAGCAUGGUGGAAUCCAAAUUACCACCAGGAUUUAGAUUCCAUCCAAGAGAUGAAGAACUUAUUUGUGAUUACUUAAUGAAGAAAGUUGAUCAACAAUCCGAAUAUCAACAACAAUACCCUCUUCUCAUAGAAGUUGACCUCAAUAAAUCUGAACCAUGGGAAAUUCCUGAAGUGGCAUGUGUUGGAGGGAAGGAGUGGUACUUCUACAGCCAACGUGACCGAAAAUACGCGACGGGGCUCCGAACAAACAGAGCCACCGUAUCUGGUUACUGGAAAGCCACCGGAAAAGAUCGUGCAAUCAUCAGAAAAGGAAGUCUAGUAGGAAUGAGAAAAACCCUAGUUUUCUAUCAAGGGAGAGCCCCAAAAGGAAGAAAAAGUGACUGGGUUAUGCAUGAAUUCCGCCUAGAACUUCCCAUUCGUCCUCAAAUUUCUUCUAUCAAGGAGGAUUGGGUAUUAUGCCGAGUAUUUCACAAGAAGAAGGAAUUACUUGCUACAAAGCAAGAAAUUGGAAGCAACAAUAUAUACUACGAUAACGAUACAAUAAGUUGUUCAUCUCUACCACCAUUAAUGGAUCCUUACAUUACUUUCGACCAAACAAACCCUAACAACAAUAAUAUGAAUAUGAAUGAAUUAUAUUAUGAGCAAGUGCCCUGCUUCUCCAUUUUCACCCCUAACCAAACUUUCACUUCCCAUAGCCACCACCUCCCCUCCGCCACAACCGCCAUCGGAUCUACCGCAUACGGUGGUUUUCCAGCUGAUAUUGGAAAUUACCUAAAUGCCACUGCAACAUCCUCUACGUGUGAUAAUAACAAAGUAAUUAGAGCUGUUUUAAGUCAUUUGAGUACCAAGAAUAAUAUUAUUAUGGAAGGUAAUAAUAGCAAUAACAACAAUAUUAUCAAUCCUGCCCAAAAUAUAAAAGGAGGAAAUUCACCUAGCUUUGGUGAAGGAAGUUCUGAAACUAGCUUUUUAUCUGAGGUGGGAUAUCCUACAAUGUGGAACAAUUAUUGAUUUUUGAGAGAAAAUAUUCUACUUAGAUGUGUGAUAUAAUAUAUGACAAGUCUUGUUUUAGUUGCUAGUAUUAUAUUGUAAUCUUAGAAUAUAUAUAUAUAACUAUACUAGCUAGAUUAAUUUCCAAUGCAUGUAAUUCCAAUAAUGAUACUUUCCUAGUGGUUAAUGUAUAUAAUUGUCUCCUAGAUAGAUUGGAAUUCUCCGUA